Ornithorhynchus anatinus (platypus) is the source of this 3805-nucleotide messenger RNA. It is a transcript of the gene ACO1, whose product is annotated as aconitase 1. The transcript is spliced from 24 exons. NCBI's taxonomy places the organism in Eukaryota, Metazoa, Chordata, Mammalia, Monotremata, Ornithorhynchidae. Bases 377 to 3100 code for a protein of 907 amino acids. Gene Ontology annotation, molecular function: 3 iron, 4 sulfur cluster binding; 4 iron, 4 sulfur cluster binding; aconitate hydratase activity. Gene Ontology annotation, biological process: citrate metabolic process; tricarboxylic acid cycle. Gene Ontology annotation, cellular component: cytosol; mitochondrion. The record is from RefSeq and is a predicted model, not a curated record.
CGCAGCUGAGCCGCUGCCUCUUUCCGCCUUUCUCGCCAGUUCUCUCUGUCUGUGCCGCUACCUCCUUUCCUCCUCUCCCUCCACCCGAUCGGCAGGAGAAGCCGGGAAACGGGCAGCCCCCGCUGCUGCGGCCGAUCGUCCUUCCGUCCCCGGUCCCCAGGUCGCGGCCGAUCCGGCCCUCUUUCCGUCAGGCGGCCGUCUCUCCUGCUCCGCCCCCGCCACCCUCCGACUCGCCUCUGACAGCGCUCUGGGCUGGGCGGCAUAUGCCCGCCCGGCACCAACGUUCCGGCCGAGCACUACGGUGCUCGACCGUCACGUUGGAGCUGGUUUGGAACGGAUCCUAAUUUAUGACAGAGCCGUUUAGCAGUCUAUAAUCAUGAGCAACCCAUUCAUGCACAUUGCUGAACCUCUGGACUCCACACUACCUGAAAAGAAAUUCUUUAAUUUGAACAAAUUGGAGGACUCAAGAUAUGAACGUUUGCCAUUCUCUAUUCGAGUUCUCUUGGAGGCAGCCAUCCGAAAUUGUGAUGAGUUUCUGGUGAAGAAAAAUGAUGUUGAAAAUAUCCUAAAUUGGACCGUGAUGCAGCACAAGAAUAUAGAAGUGCCAUUUAAACCCGCUCGAGUUAUCCUGCAGGAUUUUACGGGCGUGCCUGCUGUGGUUGAUUUUGCUGCAAUGCGCGAUGCUGUGAAAAACUUGGGCGGAGACCCAGAGAAAAUCAACCCCAUUUGUCCGGCUGACCUAGUAAUUGAUCAUUCCAUCCAGGUUGAUUUCAACAGAAGUAAACCUGAGUCUCCGCCCUCAACUCUCUCCCAUGCCGCUGCUGCCCAGCACAGGGUAGAUAGUUUACAGAAGAACCAGGACCUGGAAUUUGAAAGAAAUAAGGAGAGGUUUGAAUUUCUGAAGUGGGGCUCCCAAGCUUUCCACAACAUGAGAAUUAUUCCCCCUGGCUCAGGGAUUAUACAUCAAGUGAAUUUAGAGUACCUGGCAAGAGUGGUGUUUGAUCAGAAUGAGUACUAUUAUCCAGACAGCUUGGUGGGCACGGAUUCGCACACCACAAUGAUCGAUGGUUUGGGUGUGCUUGGCUGGGGUGUUGGUGGCAUUGAAGCAGAAGCUGUCAUGUUGGGCCAGCCAAUUAGCAUGGUGCUUCCUCAAGUUAUUGGUUACAGGCUCAUUGGAAAUCCUCACCCUCUAGUCACUUCCACUGACAUAGUGCUUACUGUUACCAAGCAUCUUCGCCAAGUUGGGGUUGUGGGUAAAUUUGUGGAGUUCUUUGGGCCUGGAACAGCCCAGCUUUCCAUCGCCGACCGAGCCACUAUUGCUAAUAUGUGUCCAGAAUAUGGAGCAACUGCAGCCUUCUUCCCAGUGGAUGACAUUAGUGUCAAGUAUCUGAUUCAAACCGGUCGUGAUGUGCAAAAAGUUAAUCUCAUUAAGAAGUAUCUUCAAGCUGCAGGAAUGUUUAGAGAUUUCAGUAAUUCAUCUCAAGAUCCAGAUUUCACCCAGGUUGUAGAAUUAGACUUAAAAACUGUGGUGCCUUGCUGCAGUGGACCCAAAAGGCCUCAAGACAAAGUAGCUGUGUCAGAAAUGAAAAAUGACUUUGAAAACUGCCUGGGAGCCAAGCAAGGAUUUAAAGGAUUCCAAGUUGCCCCAGGCCAUCACAGUGACCACGUGAAGUUUCUAUAUAACAAAAGUGAGUUCAUCCUUGCUCAUGGUUCAGUAGUGAUUGCUGCCAUCACUAGCUGCACCAACACCAGUAACCCCUCUGUGAUGUUAGGGGCAGGUUUAUUAGCAAAGAAAGCUGUAGAAGCUGGCCUCAAAGUGAAGCCUUAUAUUAAAACUAGCCUGUCUCCAGGAAGCGGUGUAGUCACCUAUUAUCUGAGGGAAAGUGGAGUGAUGCCUUAUCUGUCUCAGCUUGGGUUUGAUGUUGUGGGUUAUGGUUGUAUGACCUGCAUUGGUAAUAGUGGACCUCUACCCGAGCCUGUGGUGGAAGCAAUUAAUCAGGGAGAUCUUGUUGCAGUUGGAGUGUUGUCUGGAAACCGAAAUUUUGAAGGCCGUGUCCAUCCCAAUACUCGGGCUAACUACUUAGCAUCCCCACCGUUAGUCAUAGCAUAUGCAAUUUCAGGAACUGUCAGGAUUGACUUUGAGAAAGAGCCACUGGGGGUAAAUGCCAAUGGACAGAAGAUUUUUCUGAGAGAUAUAUGGCCAACACGAGAUGAGAUCCAAGCUGUGGAGCGCCAAUAUGUAAUCCCUGGGAUGUUUAAGGAGGUCUACCAGAAAAUUGAGACUGUGAAUGAAAGCUGGAAUGCCUUGAAUGCCCCAUCAGAUAAACUGUAUUCUUGGAACCCCAAAUCUACAUACAUUAAAUCUCCACCCUUCUUUGAAAAUCUGACUUUGGAUAUUCAGACUCCUAAAUCUAUCACUGACGCAUACGUCCUUUUAAAUUUGGGAGAUUCUGUUACAACUGACCACAUCUCUCCUGCUGGCAAUAUUGCAAGAAACAGCCCUGCUGCUCGCUACUUAACCAACAGAGGUUUGACUCCAAGAGACUUCAAUUCUUAUGGCUCCCGCCGAGGUAACGAUGCAGUCAUGGCCAGAGGGACUUUUGCUAACAUUCGUUUACUAAAUAAAUUCAUGAACAAGCAGGCACCUCAGACCAUCCACUUUCCUUCUGGAGAAACUCUCGAUGUGUUUGAUGCUGCUGAGCGGUACCAACAGUCUGGCCUUCCCCUGAUUGUGCUGGCUGGUAAAGAAUAUGGCUCAGGAAGUUCGAGAGACUGGGCUGCAAAGGGACCUUUUCUACUGGGAAUCAAAGCGGUCCUAGCUGAGAGCUAUGAGCGAAUUCACCGCAGUAACCUAGUAGGAAUGGGAGUAAUCCCUCUGGAAUAUCUGCCUGGGGAGACUGCUGAUACACUCAGACUUUCUGGACGGGAGCGUUACACAAUUAUCAUUCCAGAAAACCUCAAGCCAAGAAUGAAUGUCCAGAUCAAGCUGGAUACUGGGAAGACCUUCGAAGCUGUCAUGAGGUUUGACACUGAUGUGGAGCUCACCUAUUUCCAUAAUGGGGGCAUCCUCAACUAUAUGAUCCGGAAAAUGGCUAAAUAGGCUCGUGUCGCCAUCAAGACAAAAUCUAGAUGGUCUAGAUCAAGAGGUCAUUGACCACGGAAGCAAAAACCCUGAAAUGAAAGUCUCCUGGUGGAUCACGUCAUUAUGGGCCUCAUUAACACCAUUAGAAAGUGUGUGCAUUGUGAUUUUUCUUUUGUUGUUGUUAUUGCUUGAUAUACAAAGCCUGAUUUUCCCCUGAUCUGGUGGAGAGAAUGUGAGUGGAAAAAGUUUUAUGUUGAACAUACCUGAAGCUAUUAAUCAUUAGCUGUUGACUUUUAUCCCCAUCCUUCUUUAAACUGUCUCUGUCUUGUUUGACUAUGCUUCCUCUUCUUCAAUUAGAUUUUUUGCUUUAGUUCCCAUUCUCCUUAGCAGUAUAUCCAGAAAUUAACUGACAAUUCAAAGAAGGGCUUUCUUUACCCUCCACAUCCAAGUAAUGAGAGACUCUCUUUUUUUGGUUUCCAUUUUCUCUGCAGUAGUUAAUCAGAAUAUUCAUUUGAGGGAAUUAACCUUGAAAUUAUUCAAUUCCAUAGCUUUUUACAGGUUAACAAGAAAAAGAAAUGUGAACUUCUUUCAUUAACAUCUUCCUCCGGAAGCUCUGCUUUCUAUUUUGUAACAGGAGACCUCUGUGGGAGGUGGGGAGCGGCAGGGCUGGUGGGGAGAAAGAACAUUUCAAACUUGAAUGAGAUUAAAUCUAUUUUCAAAAAA